AGGCGCAAGCUGUGACACACCUCCUCCUCCAUCACGCACCAACACAGAGGCACCAGCGAGAGCGAGAGGGACGAGCUGGAUGAUGCAGAUAACAUCAUGAAGGACGAGUGCUCGGCUACGGGAGAAUCGCAGCAGGUGCGAUAAGGCUGAGGCUUCAACUCGCGGAGAAAUAACAGGCUGCCGCUCUUCACCAUCAUGUCCACCGCAUCCGAUCAGCAGCUCACCGCCGACACGGCGGUCUUGAUCCUAAAUGGAACUGACAGGAGAGCCGUGAAGUUUCUUCAAGAUGACCAGAACCCAUCCCCCUGAGAUACUGGCGUCAAAUCUGUACCAGGACAUCACACUAGGCGACAUUACUGGUCACUCCGUUUCUCUCCAUUCCUCAAAGCAAUGUGACUUGAAAAUGCUCGAUAAAUCGGAGAUAAUUAAUAAAAGACACUGCCGUAGUUUUGACUUCAUUGAAUCCCUGGAUGACCCACAGUCCUUCUCCUCAAUGGAGCAACACUACAAUAGGCCUGAAAAUCAGCCAUUAAACAAAGAUCUCUGGAAUGGACUUGAUCAGCCAGGCCAUCUUCGAUUUUCAUCUCCUGACCUUUUUAAUACCAAGCAGUUCCAGCAGCAAGCUACCGAAGACAAAACAAAUUAUCUUACGUGGUCAGAGUCCAAAAAGAGGUCAAGGUCUAAAAGUGCCCCUAGACUAAAGGCUACCCUCACCCCUGUCCCCAUCUCUGUAUCUCCACCACAAGCCAGGAAUGGCAGGGACGGAUCUCAGGCUGUUUCAGAUUUCAUGAGGACUGCUGAAAUCCAACGAGAAUCCACUAGCAAGCCUUUCUUGAAUGAGGUGCAUCCUAUUAAACUACAGCCCCACACACCCCUCUAUGUCUCAGACUGUUUUGAGCAGGAUAAAACUGAAAAACCUGCUGUAAGCCCUCAUGUCAGGUGCCGUGUGGACAUCAAACCAGAUGCUGCUGUACUGGAGCACACAUCAAGGCAGAUUCCCAACACACAUGGUGAACAUCUUUGGCAAAGGUACUCACAGGCCAGUAGCAGGUCUGGUUUAUAUGUCCCACGGCACAUUGCCUCUUCUCCAACACCAACUCCAAGCGAAUGCUAUAGUGGAGAUUUUAGACAAGGAUAUCUCUAUACCACCAGCAUGUCUCCGAUCUCUUACCAGCAUCUAGACACACACCGGAUGCCGUCACCAACAACACCAUAUCUGAGCCAAGAACACAGAGCCUAUUCUAAUCCUAACAUACCAACAAAGUUUUUCUAUACAGAGGAUGCUGUCCGGUAUCCACUUCAUCCCUAUGCUAGGACGUAUUUCCAGGAUGAUCGGUCCAGCCUAACCAGUUUUGGUAGUACAACCCCAAGUCAGUAUGAUCCAAGGACUCGAUGGGUGCACACACUUCCUGUGAGGUCAUACUAUACCGACCACCUUACCAACAGAGAGGCAGCUCACUCUGUAUAUAACAGACCUUACUCCACAAGUGAGAGAGGUUCAUAUUUUUCCCAAACUCCACUUUCUACAGCUUACUAUGGAGAAGACAGUCGGUUCACUCCAUACAAUAUGAAUAGCUCAAGGUCGUUUUGUUCUAAACCGCUCUCUCCUGAAGAGCAGUACUUUCCACCAAGGCUAUACAACACAGAGGGUUAUCGACGCCCUCGAAUGUCUCAGGCCUUUUCAGAUGACUGGUAUCGCUCUAGUAUUUCUGGUUUCUCCAGCCACUCAUCGCAGAACACACCACCAAGAGUGAGACAAGACCUCAGCAUUCCUCCAUGGUUUACUAACAGCUAUACAGAGGCCAGUCGACUUGGAGCUGAUGUCAAAAACCACUCUAAGUCUUGGGACAACAUCAUCUGUCCACGGCACGAACGAGAGCAAACUGUGCCGCGUGGACGUAGCUAUGAAAAUCUCUUUCACCAAGCAAGGCAAGGGACAACCUCUGAUGUUACAGCUAAGCCGGUCAUACUUAACCUUUCGAGUUCACCAAGGCGCUAUGCUGCGCUAUCUUUAUCAGAGAACUCUUUGGAGAGGAAUUCAAACAAACCAUGGAGAAAUUCUAAGAGCGCAAACUGGUUUGUUACUCCAGAGAUCACCAUAACAGACAAUGACCUAUGUGCAGGAAAUGCCAGGUGUCGUGAUGUCCAUUCUGUCAGCUGGGAUACUUCUGAUGGUGAUAAGGCAUCAACUCAGAGGCUACUUAAUGAAAAGAAGCAGUCCAACACAGAGACAGAAAACACCAAAGAAAGGAAACAUAAUAACUUCUCCCUCCAGCAGAGUUUGGAACAACUGGAUGAACUCUUAGCUGAUUUGGUGGUUGACUACAAACCCCCAACGAGCAAAAAGUCCAGUGAAAAUCUUUUAGACCAGUUAAAACAACUGAUCACUGAAGACAACGACAAAAACACAGAAUCCCCGGGACUCGAAAACUUAGAAUGCCUCAGCAGACAGCUUCCAUCCUCUAAAUCCAGCCCAGACACAUUGAAAGAUCCUGAUAGUGGGUGUGAUGCUUUCCAAAGGAGCGCAGAAGAAUGUUCUCCAGACCACAGCACAGAUGAAGAUGACACUAUGGCAUGUGCUAAUAAGAAGUGCAAUCGGAUUGAGAGCAUGUUCAAUGCUUGCUUGUACUUCAAGUCCUGUCACAGUUGCUAUACCUUUUACUGCUCAAGAAAUUGUCGUAGAGAUGACUGGGAGAUCCAUAAAGAGACAUGUCUGUAUGGUCGUGUCAGCAGUGUGUGUCGGCAUACCCUUAAGUUCUGCAGAGAGAGUUCAGAAAUCCACAAGGCCUUCUCACGCAUUGCUAAAGCAGGCUACCUCUCCAGAGGGAGAGGAGUUCUCUUUUUGGGUUUUGCAAAUCCAGAGACUGCAGAGAACUUCUUGCAAGUUGGACUGGAAAGCCUCCUCAUAUCUCCUACAUAUUUGUCUCUUAGAGAGCUGGAUGGAUUUAAGGACAACCUAGGAGAAUAUUGCAAGGAAUUGCAGCAGGCAGGCAAUGAAUAUGACCCCAAUGAAUGUUUCCUUCUGAAUGUUUCAGUAGCUGUUGGUGAACUAGUGCCUAACAGACCUUCACCAAGGGUCCCAGCACCAACAGUUAGAAAAUAUGCAAAGGUGUCUUUGGCCUCCUCGAGUCCAGACAAAAAAGUGCUCAAGAAGGAUGAAGAAAUGGAAACUCUCAUUCUUACACCACCUCCAGGCACACCCGACAUUGACAAAGAAGGGGAGGAGGGAAGGAAAGCGAGGGAGGUGUGCUUCGUCAACAUCCAGCGUGAACUCAGGACCAGGGGAGUCUUCCUCCGUCAUGAGUACCCCAAAAUCUAUAAUCAGCUGUGCGAGUUUGUGGAGAGUAACAAAAGGUUCACUCCCACAACAAUUUACCCGAUAGACAAGAGAACAGGGAAGCAGUUCAUGUGCAUGAUCAUGGCGGCAUCUGAGCCAAGAACACUUGACUGGUUGGGUACUCCUCAUCUUUUAGAUGAUAUUAUAUAGCAUAGCACUUAAUAGUAACAAUAAUGAUGUCAGCAGCACUAAUUGUAUUUACUGUUAAUUCAUAUGGUGGUUUGGAAAAUUGAACAACUGUAUAUGUAUAAAUAUGUGACUUAACUUACUCAUUUUCUCACGCUCUCUUAGUUUUGUCUGUUCCCAAACUCUCCCCCAAUUCAAAGACAAAACAAAUGCACUUUUAAAGGUUUACCUGUGUUGGCUUGUUUCGAUCAUGAUGCACUCAGAAGAACUUAUAGCCUGCAUGUAGACUAGGCUUAAACCCAAUUAUUCAGGUGUUUUAAAGUGUAGAAAGACAAUAUAUCAAGCACAUAUUAUUCAGGGAGUGCACAUCCAUUCACUCCAUAUUGUAGUAAAGCCAGCCCAUACCAUAUUGCAAUGGUAAUUUUAUUUUCACUAUCAAAUGUUAUAUCAGAAAUUGAAAUGCCAUGUUGCAGUGGUUGUAAUAUUACAACUGUUUGUAUUCAAGUAUUUCCUUGGUAUGGUUAUGUGGAUAUUAUUUAGCAACACUUUAUUCAAUGAUGUUUCAUAGACAAAGAAGUACAAUCGAACCAUCUAUUUUUUUUGCCAGUCUGACUAAGCAUUUUAGUUGGAGCUUAUCUCAUUUAAUACUAAUGCUUGAUGUCAUUCUUGUAAAAAUUGCUUAGUAUGAAAGUGGCCUUCAGUUAAGAACAAACAAAUGCAUUUGACACAGAGCAAUGUAUGGGAUAGAUAUUUCUAAAGUAUUAAGAGCUUUAGAUAUAGGUUGUUUAACUAGAACUGUACAUAGAUAACUAUUUUGCUCAAAGCAUGUUAUUUAUAUUUAAGUAUUUUAAAUUGCUUUUGCUUAUAAGUGAAUUUAUUAUGUUGACAACAGCUGCUGCUUAAAAAUGCAAGAGGUAUAUCGCACAGUAUUUACUUGAUAUUGGAUCAUUUGAACAUCUUGACCUAGAGACCUCAUUGAAACUAUUACCACCACACAUUCUGAAUUAAACAUAUGCAAUGAAAGAGCAACCUUGAUUUGUAAAAUCCUAUUUUACUAUAAAAAAUGAAUAAUUCCUUUAAAUUAAGAGUUGUUUGCACUAAGACAUGAGUCCUAAAAUGAUAGUUCUUAACAAAGCUCCAGCACUGAACUUAGCCUGCUUUAAUUGCCCUUGUUCACUAAGCUAAGGUUGCUCUUUUACUGGAUUAUAUAUCUUUGUGCAAGAGCUCUCUUCAAGUUUCUAUUUUGUGAUGUUUCUAACCUCUGUAUAAAUAUAUAAUAAAUGGAUUUUAACAAGUG
Xiphophorus couchianus (Monterrey platyfish) is the source of this 4760-nucleotide messenger RNA. Its product is annotated as un-named hu7912. Lineage: Eukaryota; Metazoa; Chordata; Actinopteri; Cyprinodontiformes; Poeciliidae. The coding region runs from base 287 to 3487 and encodes 1066 amino acids. The transcript has 2 exons. The record is from RefSeq and is a predicted model, not a curated record. Gene Ontology annotation, biological process: cell-cell junction organization. Gene Ontology annotation, cellular component: apical junction complex; plasma membrane.